Parasteatoda tepidariorum (common house spider) is the source of this 4005-nucleotide messenger RNA. The record is from RefSeq and is a predicted model, not a curated record. NCBI's taxonomy places the organism in Eukaryota, Metazoa, Arthropoda, Arachnida, Araneae, Theridiidae.
AGAAAAAAAAAUAAUAACUACGAAACAGUUUUCUGGGACUUUCAGCGGAAACUCUCUCAUCGACAGGAUGUUUCUUCUUUGACGUAUUAAGAGUAUUUUUAGGACUUUUCCACUUCAGCGACAUUGUAAACAACAAGCUUUAAUAAAGAUGAUAUUCCAGAUUUCCUUGAGCAAGCUGUCGUGAGAAAUUCUCAUACAAAUAAAAACAUCUCAUCAACAUGGCCAUUUGCGUACUGCUUCUAAGUUUUUUUGUGAUGUUGUGGAAAACUGAAAUCAUUUCAGCCGGAGACACAGUUUUUAGAGAUUAUUUCGUUGAGAACAACAGCUCCACACCCCCCAUGACUGACGAAGACUAUACGAACGGAAAACACGAAUCUUUGUUGAAUUGUGAUCUCUUUGAACUGGAACCAGAUGAGUUCGUGAUAUUUUCGAAUGGUUCAGCAUUUGUGCCAGCUUACAAUCAAACUUACGACGAACCAUUUUACUUCUUAAUAAACGAUUCUCUGAUAAUUUGCGCACCCAAGUACCCAGAGGACGAUAUGCUCGCAAAUGUGCCUUUAUCGUAUCUAUCAUUAGUUGGAGUUGUCGUGUCAAUGGUGUGUUGUUUGGCGCACCUUAUUGUCUUCUCAUUUGUGUCAGACUUACAGAAUCUGCCCGGAUACAACUUGGCCUCUUUGUGUGCGUCCUUAUUUAUGAGUUAUCUAUUUAUGAUUAUUGCUCAGACUCAGCAAGAGGCAGAAAAUACUAUCAUGUGCACGACUUCUGGAGUUUUAACCCAUUUCUUCUUCUUGGCGUCGUUUCUAUGGAUGUUUGUGAUGGCCUUUGAUGUUUUUCGUUCCAUUCUUCUGGCUACCGGUAGUAUGAGAGCUUCUAAUAAAGAAUUCAAAGUGAAGAAGUUUGUCUGGUACAGCCUUUUUUCCUGGCUCACGGCAUUGGCGUUCGCAGUAGCUGCUGUCGUAGCUGAUAACGUGGAAGGGAUACCACAGCAAUUUCGUCCGAUGUUCUACAAAUCGUGUUGGUUUGAUCAGAAAAAAUCUCUUCUGACAUUCUUUGCUAUACCUAUGUGUAUCAUCACAUGCUUGAACUUUGUUAUGUUUGGAAUCAGUGCUUUCUUGAUUUUCACCAAUCGCAUGAAAUCAAGCCAUGAAAGCCAACGAUCCCAUUUGAAGAAGAACCAUCUUCUUUACUUCAGGCUUACAGUAAUCAUGGGAGUAACUUGGAUUACUGGAGUGCUGGCUCCUCUCAUUCAUGUUCUGUGGCUCUGGUACGUGUUUGCUGCUUUGAAUACUUUUCAAGGUCUUUUCAUAUUUCUUGCCUUCACGUGUUCACCGAAAGUGAAGAAGUUCAUUAAGGACAAAUUAUUUGGUGCUCGUAGACCGUCACAACAGACGUCCCCAACGUUUCAGUCAUAUUGCUACUAUGCGAACUCAAUUGAGAAAGAUCUAGACAAAGUCAUAGACUCUAAAGAUAAAUCUGAACCCAUAGAUACUAUUGUGAUACAUUUGUAAGUGUUUAGUACACUUGGUCAUGGAUCAUUGUACACAAGUGUACUUUGCAAUGUAGUGCUUUGAAAGAUCUUGACAAAAUCAGAGACUAUAAAUAAAUCUGAACUGACAGAUACUAUUGUGAUACAUCUGUAAGUGUUUGCUUCUCUUGGUCACAAAUCAUUGUGCACAAGUUUGUGUGUGCUAUGUAAUUUAUGUAACAGUUACGAAAGUUAGUGAUCUAAUAUGAUCCAAUACCACCUUUUCGAUGAAGACUCACUGAAAUUUCCUAACAGUUAUCUUAAACUUCUCAGUCUAUUGUUAACUCAAUUGAGACAGAUCCAGAUAGAGUUAAAGUGGCUAAAAAUUAAUCUGAACCAAUAAAUACUAUUGUAAUACAUGAAUAAGUAUUUACCACACUUGGUCUCGGAUCAUUGUACUCAAGUGUAUUUGUACAAUGUAGUGCUUUGAAAGAUCUUGACAAAAUCAGAGACUAUAAAUAAAUCUGAACUGACAGAUACUAUUGUGAUACAUCUGUAAGUGUUUGCUUCUCUUGGUCACAAAUCAUUGUGCACAAGUUUGUGUGUGCUAUGUAAUUUAUGUAACAGUUACGAAAGUUAGUGAUCUAAUAUGAUCCAAUACCACCUUUUCGAUGAAGACUCACUGAAAUUUCCUAACAGUUAUCUUAAACUUCUCAGUCUAUUGUUAACUCAAUUGAGACAGAUCCAGAUAGAGUUAAAGUGGCUAAAAAUUAAUCUGAACCAAUAAAUACUAUUGUAAUACAUGAAUAAGUAUUUACCACACUUGGUCUCGGAUCAUUGUACUCAAGUGUAUUUGUACAAUGUAGUGUUUUGAAAGAUCUUGACACAAUCAGAGACUAAAGAUAAAUCUGAACUGACAGAUACUAUUGUGAUACAUCUAUAAGUGUUUGCUUCUCUUGGCCACAAAUCAUUGUGCACAAGCGCAUUUCUGCAAUGCAAUUUAAACAAUUACAGUGGCUGAAGUUUAAUGUAAACAAAUAAAAGCAAUUGUGAUACAUCUGCACAUUCUCACAACUCUUGUUCACUGAAGACAGUAACACAAGUGUAUUUGUGCAAGGACAUUUAAAUAAUUUUCACAUUUGUGAAAAUUAUUCAGAGAUCUAAACUGAUCCAAAACAUCUGACAAAACUGAUCCAAAACAUCUAUCCAAAAUCGAGAUCUAAACUGAUCCAAGUCAGAGAUCUAAACUGAUCCAAAACCAUUAUUUCGAUGAAGGACUCACUUAAAUUUCAUAAGUUGUCUCCAACAUCUCAGUCAUAUUGUUAACUCAGUUGAGACUGAUCUAGACAAAAUUCAUAGUGGCUAAAGAUAAAUUUGAACCAAUAAAUACUUCGUGACACAUCUGCAAGUGUUUACUACACUUGCUCAUAAAUGAAUGUGCACAAGUGCAUUUGAGCAAUGCAUUUUAAAUAAUUAUCACGAUAGUUAGCGAUGCCAUAAUUAUCACGAAAGUCAGCGAUCUAAGCUGAUCCAAAACCAUCUCUUUUAAGCAGACUCUUAUAAGACUGCAAUUACUGUUUGUUGGAGAACAGAGCUGAGAUAGUAGAAUAAUAACAUGAACUUUUCUAAAGUCUCUUGUUUUUGCAUGUUUUUUGAGUAAAAAAUUACUUAAUACAUGUUUUUCACCACAUUAGACGUCUUCUUUAUUUCAGUCAUACUGCUACUGUAUUUAUGAACUCUAGACGAAAUCAUAGACUUUCAUUUUUGUUCUGCAUAAAUAAGUUUCACUUCAUCAGCUCAUAUCAUUCUGUAUAAAAAUACAUUUUUGAAUUUUAAACGUUCAUAUAAUCGUUGUUAUCAUUACUAUAACUCAGUUAUGAAUGAUUUGUGUGAUAAAAUUUCUUCUUGUUUUUGUUUGAAAUAACUAAUCAAAUAACCAUUUCUCAAAUACAAAUAGAUUUCUAAUUUUAUAUUUAGGCUAGACUUUAAACAUAGCCUUGAUAAGAUUCAAGUAUCGUAAACCCACUUUCUUCCAUCUUAGUUUUAGGUUCAACUUAAAUUCAUUUUUUUUAUUUUCUUGAUAAUUUCGUUUAGACUUUAAAAGUGUCCUAAAUAAAAUUCAAAUAUUAAAGCGUUCUUCCUUUGCCAUCUUGGUUUUAGCUAAAAUUUUUGGUUAUUCAGGUGAAGAUUUCAAUACGUUCUAUAAAAGGAAAUACUCAUUCAAAAUAAACAAAUGAAUAACUUGUAAUUUUUUUGCUUUUCUUUUUUUAAAUAGAAAUUUUGAUUUUUGCUUUGUCUCAUUAUUAGUUCUAUUUCUCGUAACACAUUUAUUUCUCUCUCUGAUUUAUUUUUUUGAAAUAUUUUAAUAAUGGUUAUGGGUUUUUCUUAUCUAUCUGUAUUGAUGAUUUUCCACAAUGGGACGAAUGUUAUGAUCUUGAAUACUCAUAUUCACGUUUGUAUUAAUGUUCCAUUUUUAUUUAAGAUUAUACACUGAUCUCACUCAAUGUAUUUCAAAAUAAACAAUCUUUUUUUCCAUCAAA